Molecule: messenger RNA, 1577 nt
Organism: Xiphophorus hellerii (green swordtail)
Lineage: Eukaryota; Metazoa; Chordata; Actinopteri; Cyprinodontiformes; Poeciliidae
Exons: 6
Coding region: 87-773 (228 amino acids)
Source: RefSeq, a predicted model, not a curated record
ACUUCCUCCUGAGUUUGGAGUUGAACAAUAAAUCAGCUUUGUGUAUCACACACAGACGUAACAGGAGGAGAUUCAUCACAUACAACAUGUUUCUUUGCUUUCUUGUUUUUUCCCUGUGUACAAGCACAGAGACAUCCCUGACUACUAAUUUACCCACAAAAACAUCCCACCCGAUGACCACGACAUCGACAGAAGAACCAAAAACAACAAUACCACUGGAUUGCCCGCAUCUUGUGGCCACACCAGACUACCCAGUUGCUGCAGGUCUAACAGUCGAGCUAAGCUGUCAAACAAUAAUCCCAUCACAAAACAUAAUCUGGUCCAGGUCCCUUCUUCAAAAUGAGAGCUGGGAAAAUGUGGGUUCAGGUAAGGUACUGCUCCUCACCGAGCCCAAACAAACGGGGACGUACAGGUGUGAAAUCCUCAAUAUUGGGAAGUGCGUGAGCCAAAAUCACGAUGUGUACAUCGUCUCCAUGUCAACAGCAGGAGAGAAGUUAGGAAAAGCAGCUUUUGCCUUUACUAUCGUGAUCUUGAUUGGCAUCACUGCCGGUCUGGGCUGGUUCUGUUGGGAAAGAUCUGGCAACAAACUAAGCACUUCGAACGCUCCAAAGAAAGAUGUCCCACCGCCACCUGAAGAGAUCCCAAAGAAUUUGCCACAGACGAGUGAUGCUGAUGUGGAUGUCUACAUGAACUAUACAAGCAGUACUCAACCCUACACUGACCUCAACCCUUCCAACCUUACAGGGGAAGAUUUUUACUCCUCUCUGUCAUAAAUGACGAUGUGAGUGGGUGGAGCCAAAUAAUUGUUUGGUUGCUGGUAAUGGUAAUCUCUGCAAUGCUGUCUGAACCUCCGUGCUUUAUGGUUUCAGUUAGAUUUAAUCUACUUUUAUGGUUUCAGUUAGAUUAAAUCUACUUGCAUCAUGCGAGAUUGACAUUUCAAAAAAAACAACAAAAUGUUUGCAAUGUCAAUGUGGUGAAAGCUUUCUGUGGUCUCUGUCCAAAUUGUCAAAAAUGUUCUAGUGAUUUUUGUCUUUAUCUUUAUUUUCUUUAUUUUUUUUUUUUAAGUUAUCUUCAAACUAACUUUCUUUGUUUGACUUGUUUAAGAAACAUCUGUAAUUUAACUCUAAAUAUUACAAAAUAGCACAUUACACAAAGAUUUUAAAUAAUAAAAAGAAAGUUUUAGGUUAAUGUUUUUGUAUGUUAGGUUUUUUUUAUGUUCCACUUUCUUUUGGGAUUUGGGCCAGAAAAUCACUACACAAACUUUUGAGUAGUACUAUUUCACAGACUUAAAUAGGGCUAAGUGGUGCCACAGUGUGUAGUAUUUAUAACUAGUACAACUCUGAAAAAAAAGUUGCUUCUUUCAGAUUUCUUCUGUUUUUGCUUCUUUUUUUCAACACUUACAUGUAAAAGUUUGUGUAAUUUUAAGAUGUCAGGUAAAAUAAUUUUCCUCUCAGGUAAGCGGUUUCCACAUGUUGAUUUCAUUUAUUAAAGGUCACCUCCUUGAACAACUUAAGACAGGCCUAACGGCCAUGCUAAACUUAUUUUGACAUGUUUUCAAUAAAAUCAUUCUCAGAUGA